AUGACGUUUUUCAUAAUUUGUGGACAGCCCGACUGUAAACAUUAUAAUCACGCAGCAUUUGUAGCCCAGUACCUGCACGAACAUCUGCCCAAUUUCGAAUAUAGAACGAUAGAAAAAUCGAAAAAAGACUGGCCCGUUUAUGUGACGCAGCUCAACAAAAACAACGGUUGGCACGUGGUCGAAAGUCCGAUAAUUUGGAAAGAAAUAACAUGUUGGGGCGGCAAACCUCAUUUGAUUGGUGGUUUGGGAGAAUUUUGGGAAUACUGUUUCUCCUAUUAUGGUUUCCAAUCGGCUAUACCCAAAGAAGACUUGGAAAAACUAACGCAACACAAUUUGAGAUGUUUUGAAGAAGAAGCCAGCUCCAACUCAAAAGAAUUUCGCAAAUAUAAUGUUGUUUUAGGUAUAUUAUGUAAUGAUCAAGUAGACUUUAUAGGGCAUUUUUUAAAUGACCUUCUUAGUAUUCCAUAUUUUAUGAAAGACAAAGGAUUUUUUGUUAAAAUUUAUAGAAAUGACAAUUUCGAUAAACAAGGAGACACCAAAUCUCUUCGACAAAUUGUACGAAAUUUAAAUUCCCAAUCACUUUUUGGUGAUCAGGAGGUUGCAGAUAUCGUUGAUACUCAAGAAGCAGCUAUUAAAGAUACCAAUCUACUAAUUUUUCUGGAAGAUUUUUCUAAAGCUGACGAGGAAUGGGUGCAAAUGCAAAUGUGUUCCAACAGAAUAACGACAUUAGCAGAAGACGUAAAUAUAUUUGCCAAAAGGGAUUUGAGAAUAAUAUUUUGCAAUGAAGGUCCAAUUUGUUUAAUGGCCACUUUAGCUAUAGAAUAUUGUAGUGUGCUGUUACCAACCAAUAUUGUAGCCUUAACUUCUGAUAAAGGCUUACCUGUAAUCAGUACAAUAUCAGAAAUGGUUAAUAUACCGGUAGCAAAUAUUGGCGCUCCGCCAGUUUGGGGGUUCAUUGGCCUCAACGAAUAUAUUGACGAAUCUAAUAUCGUUUUCAAAGCUAAUAUUUACAAACCCUAUAAAAGAGCCCUAACUGCUCCAGAUAAUUCCACACUUCCUUUAGGCACUGUUGUUUCUGAGUUACGAACAAUGGCAUACUUACUACCAGACAAGCACGAGGAAAUUACUAGCAGAGUUGAAGAGAGAAAAAAGAAUAUUUUAUCAAAGUUGGGCAGAAAAUCAAGAUCAGCGAGACUAAGCGCUUUAAGAAGCCUAAUAAAUACAUGGUACGCAGAAGAAGUAUUAGAUGACAUAAUAUUUUUGGGAGUAUGGUCUAAUGGAUGCUAUGGAAUACCACCAGGACUUGUAUUUUCGCAACCAUGUAUUCUGGAUGAAAGACGAAGAUGGAAACCAUUUCGAAAUUUUCCUUUGGUUAGUGAUGCCAUCUUGGCAAAAAUACAAACAUUUGUAGAAGAGACGAAAGAGAGAUUAUCUAUAUGUUCUGAGAAUCAAGAGAUGACAGAGAAAAAUUCUAUAUGUUCUGAAAAUCAAUGA
Ceutorhynchus assimilis (cabbage seed weevil) is the source of this 1494-nucleotide messenger RNA. The record is from the annotation of a GenBank genome assembly. NCBI's taxonomy places the organism in Eukaryota, Metazoa, Arthropoda, Insecta, Coleoptera, Curculionidae.